AUGGGGUCUUCGGCUCAAAGACCAAUGAAGGUGUGGUUCCUCCAGACGAUUCAUUUUCAAACUUUCAUUAGUGAGCCUGUCGAUUACGAACAGUACCUGGUGCGGAACAAGGCCUCCAUCAUGAAUGAUCCUCACAGGGACUUAGUAUUAUUUCCUCCGGAUGAUGUUAAAAUAGUAAAAUUGAAGCGCAACUCAUUUGGCCUUAUUGGCGGCUCACCUCCAAGUGCUAGCAUCGUUGAAUUGACAAAGGCCAGUUCUCUGGCUCGCCACGUAGAGGGAACUUGCUUGCCGCCCAGUUGGUCCCUUCUUCAAGAACCCUUUGUCAGAUUCCGCGGCUCCUUCUGUGACCUUCCUAAAGACCAAAAAAAUGCCGAAUUGAUGACAGCGCCAUCGGAGCAGUGGUACGCGAUCGAUCAUGUUGAGGAGGCGCUUUCGAUUAGCGGCAAAGCCAUCACCACCUCCUCCUCCUCCUCCUCCACCGGCCGCCCUUACAGCACUUCUUCGUUGGCCAACUGCCCCGGCGCCGUGAGCAAUGGCGGCGCCACAAGAUUGUGGACGAGUGCGCGGCGUUCUGCUCUCGCCGCGAUGCAGUCCGCGCGGACUGCGGAGGGUAGUUCCGCUGAUUCAGGAGCGUCGUCUGGUGUCGACGGAAAGACGAACGCCCUCCUGCUGGAGGCUGAUGUGGCCAUUUGCAGCCGCGCCGAAUACCAAAGCCACCAGCGGUCGCGCGAGGCGGCUCUGGCAAGCGGCGCCACCGCGACGAACACCUCGGCGUUCGUUGGGGUUCGGCCCCGUCGGCGAGUGGCACUUCGCCAACUCACCGCCGACGACUUGGCGAAGCUGCGCUACCGAAACCCCUCGGAGCACUCAACAGCCCCCAACCUGCCCCUUGGGAUGUACCUCAUCGCGCCCACGGACUGGGGACUUCAGCCCUCCUCCUACACUGCCAUUGAGAGUCGCGAUGUCAUCUUCCUUGACGCAAUUGAUUCCGUCUCCCCGAUUGGCCGUCAUUGGCUUCGAUUUGAUCGGCACUCGGGGAGUCGAACACGGCGUAUCGCGAGCGACCGUCUGGAGUCGUUCUUCUCCUCCGUCCCAGUCCAAUGCAACGAGGUGUACGUUUGCUUUGAAGACAGCACCUGUCGAAAUGCCUGGAUCGCUUCAAUUAAACUCUCCCUCGAAGCGGAGCAGGCGAGGCUGCGCCUUGGCUACUCCUCGGCUUCUGUGGCUAACGGUGACUCCACGGCGCUGAUGGCCGAGGUAGCAAGUCGAAAGUGGACCAUCGAUGGUAAAGUGCCCGACGUCGAUUCCCUUCGAAGUUCCCUCCAACGCUUCUCUCAGGAAAACGAGUCGUUUGUCAGUCACCAGCGCCAGCAAAAUCGCCUCAAUCUCCUCUCCGUGUUCCCAGAUGUACAGAUCCCCCUCCACGGCCAGGCGUCGAGUGACUCCAUUUGGGACCAGCAAAAGUCAGAUUUACUCGAUUAUUAUGAACAUUCUGGCACGAAUUUUCCACCUAGCCUACGAAAAUUCCUUCCUGAAUGCCGCCGAGAAAUCGAAAAACGGCGAUUUCUCGUCACCUGUCUUUCACUCAAGACGGGCCUUCGAGCGUCCAUUGAGGAUACCUCGGGUGCAUGGGAAAUCGAUAAUGUGAGUCUUUUGCCGCCUGGAUUCACCCCUUUGUACGAUCUUGUCGAUAGGGGACGCCGAGGAGCCGAAGACGAUCACAAGAUGCCUAGGAAGCUUAGCGCGUUGCGUGUAGACAUUGAAUUUGGAAAUAUUCCCUUACCCGUGCCGGAGCCCUUCUUUGUGACGCUCUUCCUCGCCAGUACAAGCAACGAGGGAAUCCGUCUGACUGAGGACUUUUGCUGGAACCCCAAUUCUCCUCUGAUCGAUGCUAUGUUUCCCCCGGAGGCAUUUAGGCGACUGCCCUGGCACUCCCACGAGGCUGGUGUUGCAACGACCCCCACACAACCCCCUACCAUUCAUCCACACGGGAACAAGACAAUGGCUCCCCCGCCCCCUGUUCCACUGAAUCCCCAUGGCUCUCUCACUGUUAUUCCGUCGAAAUUGGCAAAAUGUAGAUCCGCACUCCUCUCCAUCGACCAGGGUAUUCGCGCGAAUUCCCUCUUUCUGGUCUUCCGCGUUGACAAGGUCCUUGUUGGGGGCAUCAGCCAGGCUGCGGAGAAGUACAUGAAGGCUGCGGGCAACGCCAAGGAUGCCGGCAACGCUCCCACCUCGAGCGAUCUGAAAACGGGGGCCGCACUUCACAAGUCGAUGCAGUCCUACUGCAAACUCCUCGGUCGAUACCGGAUGCCGUUUGCUUGGGGAGCAAGAUGGCUCUUCUCCAAGGACACGCAGGUGCCCCUUUUCAAGGUGGAUUCUUCCAAGGUAUCGGAAGUCGCCCUUCUCCAGUCAGUGCGACAGCUAGCUCGCCUCCUGACCUUGUCCAAGGACGCCACCAAUGGGGACGCUGGCAAAACCGACGUGGUGCCUCUCACCCCGGCUGUCCUCGAAACAAUCGAAAAGUCGAUCAAGGCGGAGGUCCUCCCAAUUCAGCUGCAUGUGGCUGUUAACGAAAUUUCCUACGACAUCGUAACAACCUCCGUGAGCGGUCUGGUGUCACCACAGCUGGUGGCUGUCAAGCAUUCACCUGAAGCGCCCCAGUCAAGCCAAUCCAUUAAUCUCCUUCACGUGACCGACUUUUCGUCGGAUGAAGUGGUGAAGGAGUUGGAGUUCUUCACGUCGCGCAAAAUUCGCAUGAUGACUGGACAGCAGCCCUACCACGCUUUCGACCCGGUUUUAAUUGACAAUGGCAAUAAUCGAGAAAGUGUCAUGCUCUUUGGCGAAAAUAAACGCGAUUCGAUGUCAUCCGUUCGCUCCGAUACGUCUCAAAGCUCAAGCAGUGCCGCAUACAGCGAUCCCAUUGGCAAUUCCAGCACAAGCAAAUUCCUUCGGCUGUCGUCCGUCCUAUCCAAAACUGCAUCUCUAGAACGUGGAGGAGUCAGCAGCUUAUCUUCGAAGGGCCUUGAAGGCGACGCUGAGGAGGACUUGUUCGCCCAACCUCCAUUGUCUCUUGUGGAUCCGUACCGAAGCUUUGUACACACGUUGUACGUCUACCCAAGGUCGCUUAACUUGUCAGUAAAGCACGGAUUUGGCAGGGCCCGGAACCUUUGCUGCUUCAUUGAACUGCGUGACAGCGACCUGCCGGAUGCAAAGCCUCUUAAAGUAUUCUACACCCGACCGUCGCCUCUACAGCCGCCGUUUGAUACUUGGUUCAACACCAGUGUUCUGCAUCACGAUUCAAGUCCCACCUUUCUCGAUGAGGCUAAACUGUGCCUUCCGAUUCUCCUGUCCCGUCGCCAUCACCUCCUCUUCCGGUUCUACCACGUGCGCUGCGAUUCGGCAGCCAAUCCCCUUGACAAGAACACCGAUCUUCCGAAUGGGUACCUGGGCUCCGUUGCCAAGUCCUCGCGAAGCUGCCCCGCAUCGAACAGAAACGACCAGUCAAAGCAGAACGAAGUUGGGGCUGCAAGUCCCGCCCCAGAACCCACCUGGCUGGACAACAAGCGCCCCCUAUUCUCGGUAAUCCUGGAACCUGUCUCAACCAUGUACACCCUAGACACCAAGUUGGCCCGGUUUUUCGCGCACUGCUCCCAGAAAUUGUCGCUCUACACUACCCCCGCGUCUACGCCCACGAGUCCCGUCUCAAGAGCCGUUCGAUUCAUCACCGCGGAUGACCGAUCAGCCACCCCUUCGGAGUCGCUCUCCUUGAUUGACAUGACAACGGGCAAGUUGCUUAGCAACGCAAUCAAAUCUCUCCUGCUGGUGGAGAGCUCCGCGUUGGUGCAAUUCUUUCCGGCGUUGGCGAACCAGAUCCUCGAAGUGAUUCUCAUCAGCUCGGCGAUGGGUCAAGUGGAGAUUAGCACUCGUCUUCGUGGUGGUGGUGGCGGCGGCGGCGGCGAGGUCGAUGAAAGCCAAUGGCUCACUCUCUGUCAGGACAUGAACCUCGGUGGACCCUGUGAUUUGGCGAAAACUGCUGUGGGCACCUUCUCCGUUCUCCUCUGCGUCGUCAAGGAUGCCCUCUGUGGCUCUACCUCAAACUCAACCCACAAUUACACCACGAAACCCGCGCUUCUGAAGGAUUUUAUUGAAGUAUCUACCUCUUCUCGCUUCUGUGACCUUUUUUUGCUUACUGUGCCAAAGGUUGUAGUUAAAAUGGGCCUCCAAGUCCACACCAAGUUUUGUCGGUGGUGCUUUGCUGUAAAGUGGGGUUCCAUGGUAACCGAACUAGUUCUUGAACACAAGCGAAAGAGGGACCUCAGCGUUUUCUUUGGCUUUGAAAUUCUUGAAGCUGGUGACGAAGCAGGUGGAUGCUUUGUAACUUCAACUCAAUUCCAGAAUUUCUCCCUCGACCCCUACGUCAUCUGUUCAACCGCCUCAGAAACCUACACAAUCCCAUCUGCCGGAUCCAGUUCGCUGUUUCUGCAUCACGCCGUCGUGCGUGGAAUCGUGUCCCUCUUGGUAGACGUUAGCAGUCCCUCGGAAAUCGCUCAUCGGUUCUUCGUUAACGCCUGGUUCUUCUUUGGCGUUGUGAUCAAGUCCCUUGCCCAGCACCUUCAUAUGGAUCGGAAAGACUGGAAUCGCCUGUCGCCGGCGUUCUUGGCUGACUUGACUGUCUUGAUUAGACUCCUUGGCAAGUGGAUGGUUGAACUCUGCUGCGAUCGUGAUGGACACCUCGCCGACGGAGUCGCUCACGACACACCUUCAACACGAAGUGGCCACGCUGCCUCCACUUCUUCCUCUGUGGCAUCAGGGGACAAUCAGGCAUCCGAUAACACCGCCUCAAAAGGUGCUCGUGUGGCCUCUUCAAAAGCCGCUGAGACCCUGGGCGUUGAGCUGGCUGACAGCACGGCGCAGUUUUUGGAACAGUUGCUUCUACUCAUUGAUCGAGGUUUCGUACUCCGAAAACUGAGGGACCUUCUAACCUUCCUGGAGAUAAGACACAAUAUGUCGGCGUUUGAAGUCGAUCGAUUCAACUGCAUCCGCUAUCGCCUGUUGCAGCGUUUCUCUGAGACCCAGUUUUUUGUUCAAAUCAACCUUCCUUCGUUGAGCCCUUACCUCUCAGUCGAUGGGUGCCCGCAUCUCAUAUUCCGCGGUUCCCGCGCUUGUCUAGAUCGCCGCGAAGAAUUCAGCUUGAGCGAGCGCUUCCGUGAGGAGCACUUCAUCGUGGGCCUCAGUCUGCAGCAGGUUUCUUGCGUCCUCGCCGGCUGUGCGGACGCCGGCGGCUGGAGUUCUGUUUCCUCGAGUCGUGUCUACCGACAACCGCUGCUCGGUCUGCUGGCACAGCUAGCCAAGUUGACCUUCGACCCACGCUACUCCACUGCCUCGAAGAGGACAAAGUCAAGGAUAUUUAUGCUGUACCUGCCGUUGAUAAAAAUUGCGCUGGAAAAUAUCGCCUCCCUGGGCCCGCCAGGUUUGCAGUUGAAGUCCCUGCGCCAGACAGACAACGCUGGCGGCGCCGAGGGUGAGUCGGUGACGGACUCUUCAAGGCACCACAGAGCCAAGGGUCACAAACUCCACAAGAUCCAUAACAAGAAGCACGCACCCGUGACUUCGCGGCCGAACAGCCUUGUUCUGCCUGAGGGGAGCGACGGCAGUGUCAGUUCCAUGUCCCUCGUGACUACCUCAUCCAUCGCAUCGGGAGAUAAGGAGUCAUGCACGUCUGCCGAUCGACGUUCAGCGGCUUCUUCGUACAUCGGCGCGAAUGGCAAAGUUGCCCCCGAGGUGCUCAAACAGAUCGCCGGCUUUAACCAGGGUGGGUCCUUGCACCGCGUUGUCCAGCGUCGACGCGCACCUUGCCCGACACCGCAGGCUCAGUUCGGCAGCACGGCGACGUUGACUGAAAGCGCCGAUGCAGAUAUCCCUGCUCCUGACGAUGACGCUGCCAGCGACAACUCCUGGACUCUUAACGGCGUUGGCGACAAUGGCAGUUAUAGUAGCACCGCCGAUUACAACUCAGACAUUGACGAAAACGACGAUGCCUGGGCAGAGCGUGUUCUCGAAGUGGCAGGCAUCCUGCCCACUGAGCGGAAAGUCGGCAAUGGUUUUGUCGGUAAACCCUCGGCCGGUGUCCUCCCACCUCCCCACGUGAACUCUUGUCCUCCUCCUCCCUCUCGACCUCAAAAUGGGAACUCGAGGCAAGUGGGCUUGCGCGUCCCUUUACGCUCAGCAACGCCAUCCGCAGACAGCGUCCCACCUUCUGCCCGACCCACACACUUCAACAUGGACCUCUCCCAGUUUGACUGCACGUUCCGGCCCCACAUUCAUCGUCGCCUCUUGUGUCAGGGAACUGAUCAUCACUUGAACGACAAGUGUCAGCGAGAUCUCUAUGUCUGCCUCCUGCACCUACUGUCAAACCUAACCGACGAGCCAACUGCCGCACUGCUACGGAACCUCAACCCUCAGGAGAGAUGUGACUUUCUCAAAUUGCUAACGUUCGCUAUCCGCCAUCUGAAGUACCGCGGUCUAAAGUGCAUAGCCAGAUUCAGCUCCAUCAGUGCGUGUACAGUCGCCCAGAGAGGCACUACGGAUUCGUCCAGGAACACGGGAAUCACUGCUGCCAAAUCUGACGGUGAAUAUCGAGCCCUGUUAGAGGCCAACUUAGUCACUGAAGCUGGGCUCAUUGUUUUGGACACCCUCAACCUCGUAUGCAACACCUUUCGCAGAGAGCUAGAAUGCGAGAAGCCCUCCAGCGCGCUAUUUCAGGGAAUCCUCGAUGUCUACGUAUGCCUACUAACAACAGGACAAUCCGAAGUUCUCCUCAAACACACCUUUUCUUCCCUCCGUGUUUUCAUUUCUAGAUUUGCCAGGGUUUUGUUCGCCGAAACAACUGACGGGUUGGCCAGGCUAUGUAUGGCCGCCCUCCGAACCUCCAACCUCAACCUCCUGCCCUCCUUGCCAGAGGAGACGCCGAACGAGGAUCCACUCGCCUUCACACCCGUCAACAACCCCAGCGGAACGCCAAACAGUCGCUGCGCCUUCGACCAGUCCAGUUCUGUGAAUAUUGGCAACCUUCGACUGGAGGCGUGUGGACUCAUCUAUCGAAUGUGGCGGUCGAGUUUUGAAGUUUUCGGCUCGCGUGGAUUUCAGCGAGUUCAUUUACAGAUGAUCAUCUCCUUGUCUAAGCUGGUGGGUGAUAUCGGCCCCGAGUUUGAGACAAGCCUCAGUCUGCUUCACAGCCUGACUGAGAUGGACAUCCAACGGGGCUCUCUCGGUGAUGACCCCUCGCACUCGCGAUCAAUAAGCCAAGUGGCCUCCUUGCACACCCCCUUCCGAGGAUCCAGUGCAAGCGCCUUCAUUGAGGGGAUCGAAGACCUCAUCAAACGGAUCCGGACGGUUCUUACGGCGACUGAUGAAAUGCGGACCUACGGCAAUGACCCUUAUCGCAAAAUCGAUUUGCAAUACUCCCUAGCCAAGUCAUACGCCAGCAACCCCGUGCUGAGACGAACUUGGCUGGAGAAAUUGGCUGAGCUGCACUUGGCCUCGAAGAACAUGGCCGAGGUUGCGAUGGCGAAACUCCACAUCGCUGCACUCAUGGCUGAGUACCUGCACAAGAGAGGAGAAUUCCCCGAGGGUUGCGAUGCUUUCUGCAAGGUAUCUGCGAACAUCCGUGUUGAAGAGGCAUGCAACCUGUGCGACCCGGCGAUCCUUGAGUUGUCCUACAACCAGGCAAGCGUCGUCGAGGAUCUGCUGAAGGAUGUGACGGACGCCGCGAUGGCACUUGAGGCCGCCGGUUUGUACGAGGCCCUUCAGCCCGUCUACGCCCUCAUCACCCCUGUCUACGAGACGCGACGCGAUUUCCUCUCAUUGGCGCGCAUCUACCAUCAUUUAGGAAGGGCGUACGAAAACACCGCAGAAGCCGAGGCCUCAGUUCAACGCCUCUUCGCCACGUACUUCCGUGUUUCGUUCUACGGCAAGGCAUUUGAGAGUCUUGCUGGCAAAUCAUUUGUAUAUCGUACCGAGGCCUGCCAGAAACUCAAUGUCUUUCUUCAAAGUCAAGUCAAGAUACACGAGGAUCGACUGGGCGUGGGUCGUGUCGAAAAGAUAACCGAGAAUUACGUCAAUCCAUCCAAACUGUCGCCUGACAAGGCCUACAUCCAGGUCACCUUCGUGGAACCGUACAUGUCGAAUGACAGUUUGAGUCAGCGAACAUCGUUCGACUUGCACCACGAUGUUCGGGAAUUCUUCUUCGAGACGCCGUUCAUCAUGCAACCGGGUGGGUUUGUUUUCAAUGAAGACAUCUCGUACCAAGUCGUCAAUUCUGCACUUUCUUGCUGUCUACUGGCCUCCUCCCACUCUACCUUGACAGGCAUGUCUGCUGAAGACUGUCUCCUAGCGCCGGGUCCGAAGAGGACCGACGACUUGUCGGCACAGUGGAAGCGUCGAACUAAACUAACAACCGAGGCUGUAUUUCCUCACCUUCGCUCGCGUCUCGAGGUCGUCUCCACUCGUGACUACGACUUGUCCCCACUGGACUCCGCGAUCGAUGCAAUCCAGGUUAAGGUCCGCGAGUUGUCUGCGCACAUCCCCUGCGCUCCCCAGAAAACUGCCAACACCUUCGCUCUCCACCUCUCAACCACUAAAAACCAGCACGGUGUUCGCGUCGUCGCAGCCUCCACACCGAACGGCGUGGGGGUGACCUCGAAGGGCGAGCGUCGAGUGCCCCUCCUGCUGGACAUGCAGCUGCAGGGCGCCCUCUUGCCCACAGUCAACCAGGGACCCAUGGCCUACGCCCACGCCUUCCUUGCUGCCGACAAGGCGAAGCUUCAUUCACCAGACAAAAUUCAGCGUCUGAAGAAAUUGUUCUUCGAUUUCCUGACCACUUGCCUGAUCCUCCUUACGCGUUACCGGUCCCUCAUGCUGAGAGUACACCCCGAAAAGUACAAUGCACUUCGGGAGUCAUUGGACCGAUAUCGGGUCGAACUAAGCAAUUUGCUAAACGAAGAGGUCAUCGUGGACGAAGCGCGGCUGCAGGUUGGUCCCAAGUCUCAAUUUUCUGGGGCCUAA
Mesocestoides corti is the source of this 9063-nucleotide messenger RNA. NCBI's taxonomy places the organism in Eukaryota, Metazoa, Platyhelminthes, Cestoda, Cyclophyllidea, Mesocestoididae. The record is from the annotation of a GenBank genome assembly.